AUGGAGGUUGUACUAUUAGUCAACCUUGUCCCGAACCUUUCCAAUGUACUGAGGUGGCCAGUCAAAGUCUUUGCUGCCCAAGCAGAAACCGUUUGUGAGAUUGAUGUUCAGCUAAGUUUUGCAGAAAACAUAUGCAGCGAGUCCGGUGGUCGUGCAAAAAAUCCUCUUCGCAGUACUCCUUACGAUCCAGGAAUGCGCUUUGAUCAACUUACUGGUGAACAAGCCAAUUAUGCCGUUGGGAUCAGUACUAGGUAUUACUACAACCCAAUCGAUGGACAAUGUCAUCCAUUCACCUACAAUGGCUUCCUUGGCAAUUUCAAUAAUUUCCAAACGCAGUCCGAUUGUCAGAUUUUCUGUGCAAGAUGUAUAACGCCGAAACCCGUAAUUGCGAAAGUUUUCUCUAUACUGGAUGUCAAGGCAACAACAAUAGCCGAACCAAAAUGCCCACAAGGGAGAGCUUACCUUGAUUAUUCCGGGAAAUUUCUACAAUGUGGAGAAGGAAAUGGACGGAGAGCUUACCUUGAUUAUUCCGGAAAGUUCCUCCAUUGUGGAGAAGGAAAUGGACGUUUGUCAUGUCCAGCAAAUUAUGAAUGUCAUUUUGAUGGGCAUGUGCAUGGAUGUUGUCCUAGCAAAGGUUAGUA
This is a messenger RNA of Strongylus vulgaris, 641 nucleotides long. Lineage: Eukaryota; Metazoa; Nematoda; Chromadorea; Rhabditida; Strongylidae. The record is from the annotation of a GenBank genome assembly.